Molecule: messenger RNA, 1238 nt
Organism: Syngnathoides biaculeatus (alligator pipefish)
Lineage: Eukaryota; Metazoa; Chordata; Actinopteri; Syngnathiformes; Syngnathidae
Gene: sult6b1
Product: sulfotransferase family, cytosolic, 6b, member 1
Exons: 8
Coding region: 276-1238 (320 amino acids)
Biological process (GO): sulfation
Cellular component (GO): cytoplasm
Molecular function (GO): sulfotransferase activity
Source: RefSeq, a predicted model, not a curated record
CCGCGGCGGCUUCUGCAAUCACAAUUAGGCACGUGCGUCGAUGUACACAACGCAGUGUAGUUCACUAGGUGUAUCGCGGACUUUUUCUAAUUUUAUACCACAAGAUUUCACGGUGAUCCUUUUUCUUCACGGGAUGUGAGCAAGCCAGAGGAGGCGGGGCCAGGCGAGGCGAGGCGGGGCAAGCGCACAUCCUGCCGGCAUAGCAGCAGUUCGUCUCUCUUUCUUUUCAUUCUCGAGGUGUUUUCUUUCCGUUCGGACGUCCCUGUGAGGGGAAGAUGUCGGCGCCGCCGAGGAGUAACCCCGCGGGUCCCGACGCCACGGAGCUCCCGGCCGAGCUCGUUUCCAGGCUGCGGCGGGCCCGCGACAUGAGGGAUGAGGAUAAGCUGUACCGGCACCGGGGCGUCCUCUACCCCCUCCUCAUGUGCCCACGGGAGCACCUGAGCGCCCUGGAGGGCGUGACGGCCAGGGAGGACGACAUCCUGUUGGCGGCUUAUCCCAAAUGCGGUUUCAACUGGAUGGUGGGCUUGCUGAAGAAGAUCCUCACGCAGGCCACGGGGAGGAACAUCGAGACCAACGACCCGCCGCUCGUCGAGUUCUUCGGACCGGAUGUCGCUGAGGUGAUGGACGGAAUGGCCUCUCCCAGGUUGCUGGGCACCCACAUGCACCCCGACAACAUUCCGCCGUCCUUCUACGCCAAGAAGACGAAAAUGCUGGUGAUCUUCCGGAACCCCAAAGACACCCUGGUCUCCUACUACCACUUCUGCAACGGAAACCCCGUUCUGCCCUCUGCGGCUUCCUGGGACGCUUUCUAUGAGGACUUCCUGUCUGGAGAGGUUGGGUGGGGGUCGUACUUCGAGCACGCGAUGGCAUGGGAGAAGAAGAUGGACGACCCCGACGUGAUGAUUGUCACCUACGAGCAACUCAAACAAGACCUGGACGACGGCGUCCGCCGCAUUUCGUCCUUUUUGGCCGCGGAGCUGACCGACGAUCAAGUGCGGCUGGUGUCCGACGGAAGCACCUUCGCCGCCAUGAAGGAGAACUCGCAGGCGUCGCACGGGAUGAUGGGAAAUGUCUUCUUCCGGAAAGGUGAGGUCGGAGACUGGAGGAACCACUUCAGCGAGGAGCAGAGCCUCAGGAUGGACCAGAUGUUCGGACAACAUCUGGCCGGGACCCGACUGGGCCGCCUGCUGGACUACGAGCUCCACUGCCGCUGUGACGCCGAGGAAGCGAGUCGCUGA